Molecule: messenger RNA, 987 nt
Organism: Vanderwaltozyma polyspora DSM 70294
Lineage: Eukaryota; Fungi; Ascomycota; Saccharomycetes; Saccharomycetales; Saccharomycetaceae
Gene: EAT1
Product: putative hydrolase
Exons: 1
Coding region: 1-987 (328 amino acids)
Cellular component (GO): mitochondrion
Source: RefSeq, a predicted model, not a curated record
AUGAUUCGUAAUGGCUUCAAAAGAUUUAUGCACAGUAAGAUUUUACCAAUUUCAAAUACUGUAGAUUUGUCAUUUUCAAAAAUUAGUCCAGGAAAUUUAGUCAUACCAAAUGAAUAUACUUCAAAACCUGCCAUUGUUAAUAUUCAUGGUAUUCUUGGUUCUAAAAUGAUGUUCUGCUCUUUGUCAAGAGAAUUGGCAAAUGUUCUACAAACUGACGUUUAUUCUCUAGAUUUAAGAAAUCAUGGUACUUCCCCAAGAGCCGGACCUUUUGAUUAUUUAACUAUGACACGAGAUAUAAUUUAUUUUAUUAAAAAGCAUAUUGGCAAUAAGCGUCCAAUAAAUAUCUUAGGGUUUUCUGCUGGUGGAAAACUUGGUUUACUGACCACCUUGUCAAAAGAAAUAAAUGUAAGAAAAUGCAUAUCGAUAGAUCUACCGCCAUAUUAUACCCCAGAAAUGGACCCAAUAUUAGUCGAUAAUUAUAAUCUAAUUAUGGAAAUAUUAAAUGAAGAUAUCAAAAUUCAAAAAGGUUCAAAAAAUUGGAAAGUAAAAGUUCAGAAAUUGUUCAACAAACUACCUGUCAAUAUAGCAAGUAAUGGUGGUCCUGCAUUCUAUUUUAGUAGUGGGUUUUUAUCUUUAAAAGGGAAUGACUUAGAACUGAGAGAUUCGUUACCACAUAGAAAGAAUCCUGAUAUUUCAAAAUAUAUAGAAUAUUAUAUCCCACUUCAGUCAAUGCCAGAUUUUAUUGAAGAAUUGAAAAAAUGGCCAGACUUAAACUCAUCAAGAAUGGAAAUGGAAAAAUUAGAUUCUAAAACUAACAAACCUGUCCUAUUCCUAAAGGGCAAAAAAUCGUUCUUCAUAAAUGAAAAUUAUGAUCUAUUAAAAAAUUCCUUCCCUAAUGCUCAAGUACAUGAAUUCGAUUCUGGCCACAACAUCAUGUUCGAAAAACCAAGAGAAUCUACUGAAACCAUUAUUAAUUUCUUUCAAUGA